Fundulus heteroclitus (mummichog) is the source of this 2943-nucleotide messenger RNA. RefSeq names its product NOP2/Sun RNA methyltransferase 2 (gene nsun2). Gene Ontology annotation, molecular function: tRNA binding; tRNA (cytidine-N5)-methyltransferase activity. The transcript has 19 exons. Gene Ontology annotation, cellular component: cytoplasm; nucleus. Gene Ontology annotation, biological process: tRNA methylation. The record is from RefSeq and is a predicted model, not a curated record. NCBI's taxonomy places the organism in Eukaryota, Metazoa, Chordata, Actinopteri, Cyprinodontiformes, Fundulidae. The coding region runs from base 150 to 2438 and encodes 762 amino acids.
ACGUUCCAGCGAUAAUAUCCAGCAGAGCAGCAGGCAACACAUCUCCCCUAGAAGCAUCAGUCUCACCGAGUUCCAGGUCUUCCUUCCCCACCGUCUCCACCACCACGUUGCUCCGUAGACUUUUCUCCCGAGUCAUCUGCUGGUCCAGCAUGGGGAAAAGGAGCCGACAGAGGCAGAAAAACCAGAAUGCUGGCAGAGACGACAGAGACAACGCUGGCUGGGGAGCAGGCUAUGCUGAGAUCAUCAAGGAGAACAAGCUGUUUGAGCUCUACUACAAGGAGCAAGGCCUGGUCCCCGAGGGAGAGUUUGAGCAGUUCAUGGAGGCCAUGAGGGAGCCGCUGCCUGCAACCAUCCGCAUCACUGGAUAUAAGAGCCACGCUAAGGAGAUCCUCCACUGUCUGAAGGACAAAUACUUCAAGGAUAUUCAGGAGCUGGAAAUCGACGGCCAGAAGAUUGAAGCUCCACAGCCUCUCAGCUGGUAUCCCGACGAGCAGGCCUGGCACACCAACAUGAGCAGGAAGAUCAUUAGGAAGUCUCCCCUGCUGGAGAAGUUUCAUCAGUUCCUGGUCAGCGAGACCGAGUCUGGCAACAUCAGCAGACAGGAAGCUGUCAGCAUGAUCCCUCCUCUGCUCCUGAAGAUUGAGUCUCAUCACAAGAUCCUAGACAUGUGCGCAGCUCCGGGCUCAAAGACGGCUCAGCUGAUCGAGAUGCUUCACUCUGACAUGGACGUGCCGUUUCCAGAGGGCUUUGUGAUCGCCAACGACGUGGACAACAAGCGCUGCUACCUGCUCGUGCACCAGGCCAAGCGGCUCAACAGUCCCUGCAUUAUGGUGGUGAACCACGACGCCUCCUGCAUCCCCACGCUGCAGAUGGACUCUGGCGGCAGGAAGGACAUCCUGCUCUACGACAGAGUGCUGUGCGACGUUCCCUGCAGUGGAGACGGGACCAUGAGGAAGAACAUAGACGUGUGGAAGAAGUGGACGACCAGCAACAGCCUGCACCUCCACGGGCUGCAGCUGCGUAUCGCAGUGCGUGGAGUUGAACAGCUGGCUGUAGGGGGGAGGAUGGUGUACUCCACCUGUUCACUCAACCCUAUAGAGGACGAAGCCGUCAUAGCGGCGCUGCUGGAGAAGAGUGAAGGAGCUCUGGAGCUGGAAGACGCGUCCGCCGACCUGCCAGGACUGAAGUGGAUGCCCGGGGUCACUUCCUGGAAGCUGAUGACCAAAGAAGGCCAGUGGUUCUCUGAUUGGUCCGAGGUUCCGAGCAGCCGUCACACUCAGAUCCGGCCCACCAUGUUUCCGCCUAAAGACCCGGAGAAGUUGGCCAGCAUGCACCUGGAGAGAUGUAUGAGGAUUCUGCCUCAUCACCAGAACACCGGAGGCUUCUUUGUGGCUGUGCUGGUGAAGAAAGCCCCCAUGCCCUGGAACAAAAGAUAUCCCAAGCUGAGGAAGAGCGCUGCGGCCCAAACCGGAGGCGCACCGGCAGCCCCCUCCCCUGCAGACGCCCCCCGUCUCCUGCCAGAGGGCUCGCUGGAGGAGGAGGAGAUGGAGGAAGGAGGCCCAGGAGGAAAGGUGGACGGGGAGGCUGAAGCAGCAGACGCUCCUUUGGCCCAGGAGGCUGCUGGUAAACAAGAGGCCGUGUGUGGACCUCCGCCCUCCAAGAAGCUGAGGCUGUUUGGCUAUAAAGAAGACCCCUUUGUGUUCCUGACCGAGGACGACCCGGUCUUCACCACCAUACAGUCGUUCUAUGACCUGUCCCCCGACUUCCCCAAGCUCAACGUUCUCACCCGGACGCACGAGGGCAAGAAGAGGCACCUGUACAUGGUGUCCAAGGAGCUGCGCAACGUGCUGCUCAACAACAGCGAGCGCAUGAAGGUCAUUAACACCGGGGUCAAGGUGUGGUCUCGCAACAGUGAUGGAGAGGAGUUUGGAUGUGCCUUCAGGCUGGCCCAGGAGGGUAUCUACACUCUCCAGCCGUAUAUCCGCUCCAGGAUAAUCAAAGUGAGCAUGGAGGACAUCAAAGUGCUGCUGACACAGGAGAACCCCUUCCUCAGCAAGCUGGAAGCCGACGCUCACGCUCAGGCCAAGCAGCUGGGUAUGGGCAGCAUAGUGUUGAAGUACAUCCCAAACCCAAACAACCCCUCUGAGCCUCAGUGUCCCAUCCAGCUGUGUGGCUGGAGAGGGAAGACGUCCAUUCGAGCGUUCGUCCCCCGUAACGAGCGCUUCCAUUACCUGCGCAUGUUGGGCGUGGAGGUGUUCAGGGACAAGCAGGGCCAGGGGCAGAAAAAGAGGGACGGCGCCAAGGAAGAGAAGGAGGGCCAGGCGGAGGAGGAGGCGGAGGAGGCGGCAGCGGGGGACGAGGCCGAGCGGGAGAACGGAGACGAAAACGGAUCACUGGAACCAAAGACGGAGAGCGAGAAGAAGGAGAGCAGCAGCUGAAAGGGUUGAAGGGAGGACAGCAGACUGACUGGAGCUGUGGGCGCUGAGCUCCGGGUCCAAAACCACGUGACGUGCCACUGGUCACCACACGACCAGCUUCUUCUCAGUUAUGGACUCCCUAUGGAGAUUUAGUUUUCGCUCCCCCUUUAAGAUGGCUAUUUUUUAGGUAAAUGACUUGUAUUAUUUUUAAUAUGGUUUUUUUGUUGAUGUGUUACCCAACAUAAUCCUCUGGUAGAGUGGUAUCUCUUUUCAUUUAUUAAAUUCUAAAUACCCGCCACCUAAUGAAAUCAGAAGUUCAGUUAAUUAAAAAUGUUGACAUUUAGGUUCGUCGUGACGCGGAUGGUCGCGUGGCGUGAUUAUGGAGCACGUCAGGGACGGUAAAACCUGCCAAAGAUGAUGUGAACCUGAGGAGCUGAAGCUGUGGCGCUACUGUCUUCAUGCUCUUAUUUUUUUUAACUUUAAAACGUUUAUUUUAUCAGCCUAAUAAAGGUGAAUUUACCGCUUU